AUGUUGAAUAUAUCAAUAGGGAAUGACUUAAAGGAUUCUUAUACGGAAACCCGUAAAUGGGUUAUUGGUAACACGAAAUGGUUACAAGAUAUAUCCUCAUUUUAUCGUGAAAGAGCUAAAAUAGAGAAGGAAUAUGGAGAUAAACUAUCUAUCUUGACUAAGGACUUCUUUACUAAAAAGACGAACGCAACUGUGAUACUUUCUGUCGGUGAAACUCCUACCGUAACGCCCGGAUCAUUAGAAGCAGCUUCACAGGUUGCAUGGAACGAAGUUCUUACUCAAACUGAAUCUAUCUCGAAAGACCAUAAAAAGCUUGCUAAGGAGUUUCAAACUCAGGUUGCAGAGCACUUAACUGCGUUGGAAAAACGGUGCGACCAAAUGCUUGCAACUAUCGAUGCGUUUAACCAUGAACUUGUGAACAAGCGUGAUUACGCAUAUAGUUGCUUAGAGAAGUCGAAGAAGAAGUAUGACGAUAGUUGUCAAGCUAUGGAGGCUGCUCGAGCAAAGCAUACCAAGGCAGGUUCAUCUGGGAAGGCGCAGAAGAAAGUCGAGGCGCGGGAGCACGAGAUGAAUAUUGCCAAGAACGAUUACUUGAUCCAAAUUAACCAGGCUAAUAGACUUAAGGAUAAAUAUUACUUUCAAGAUGUUCCAGAGGCGCUGGACUUGUUACAAGAUUUGAAUGAGUCGAGGAUACGGGUUUUGAACACUAUUUGGAAGAAGGCGGGCACCUUGGAGAGAGAGAUGCACAAAAAGGUCGACAAGAAAUUAGACAAUAUAGAUGCGGUGGUAACCCAGAACUUUCCUCAUUUGGACACCUCAAUGUUCAUUAAGCAUAAUUUUAGAGAGUGGAAGGAGCCUGAUGACUUCGUGUUUGUACCUUCCUCUGUAUGGCAUGACGACGAUAACUUUGUACUGUCUUCCGAUAUUGAACUACACGACUUGAAGAUUAGGUUAGCCAAGGCACAGAAUUCUUAUAAUCGUUUGCAGCUUGUGGUGCAUGACGAGAUGGCCACGCUUACUCAGUUAAACAAGAAGAAGCAGGAGAUGAAGGGUAGCGACGCGGUAGACCCCUACGAGUUCCAGGAGUUGUUGAAGAAGUACUUGAGUACGGUUGCUUCCUUCACAACGCACGAAACCGCCAAGUUAGACGCCGAAGUGGAGAUGGAAACUAUCCAGAAUAACGUCGGAAAACAUCGGGACUUGAAUAUUGAGGGUAUCGAUCUCUCUAGGAAAUCGAAAAAGGCAGGAAUGGUCGGAAUGUUUAAGAGAAAUGGGGCCAACGGUAGGAAUUCAGGCGGUGGAGAUGAUGUAUCUGAGAUGUCCGUUGACGUGACAUCGAAGCUGUCUCCAAAACACCACUCAAUGCACAUCUUUAGGGGGAAACGUGGUCGUACCCAGAGCGCAGAAUCAUCUGCUAUGAACAGCUCAUCCAUAGAAGACGGCGCAUCACUCAUGUCCAUCACUAACGAUGAUGGACCUAAGAGUGGUAACCGUGUGCUAUAUCAGUACACAAGGCAAGAUGUAGAUGAGGUUACGGUUGCUCCAGGCCAUUCCAUCGUACUACUUCAGCAGGAUAACGGCUCGGGCUGGGUAAAGAUCAAGAAUGUUACGACUGGAUUUGAAGGCCUUGUCCCAGCUAGCUAUGUAGAGAUCAAAGGAAGCCCACAGCACAGUGCAAAACCACCUCCUAAGGCACCACCUCCAAGGAAAGGAAAGGAUCUUUCGGCAAAGGUUGUCACUGCCAUCUACGAUUACAGUGCACAGGAUAAUGAUGAAAUAAGCAUCCGUGCAGGCGAUGUCAUUAAGGUGUUGCAAAAUGACAUUGGCAACGGUUGGACUUAUGGUGAGAUUAAUGGUAAUAAAGGGUUGUUCCCUAGUGAGUAUUGUAACUGA
Molecule: messenger RNA, 1893 nt
Organism: Eremothecium sinecaudum
Lineage: Eukaryota; Fungi; Ascomycota; Saccharomycetes; Saccharomycetales; Saccharomycetaceae
Gene: BZZ1
Product: Bzz1p
Exons: 1
Coding region: 1-1893 (630 amino acids)
Biological process (GO): regulation of actin filament polymerization
Molecular function (GO): protein binding
Source: RefSeq, a predicted model, not a curated record